Cucurbita pepo subsp. pepo (vegetable marrow) is the source of this 1846-nucleotide messenger RNA. Lineage: Eukaryota; Viridiplantae; Streptophyta; Magnoliopsida; Cucurbitales; Cucurbitaceae. The record is from RefSeq and is a predicted model, not a curated record.
AUACCCUCAGCUCUAAGAGCCCAAAUUCGAUAGUGCCAAUCCCACGUGUUUCAUUUCAACCAUCACUCAAAGCCGUGCUUCAGUACUCCCAAAUGUCAUGUCAUCAUACAACCCUCACACUCCCAAAUGGCAAAAAUAACUCGAAACCCCUUAUACUUGCUAUCUACAUAGUCAAGUCUAUCCCAUUGAUAGGUGCACAAGUGUGUUUAUACUCAACUCAACAUAUUUUUGGAUCAAGUAAUGACCUCGGCUCAACACAACAUUGAACUAGUGUGAGAUUCAUCCUUGCAAGUUACCUUCUCAACCUAAUCAUGCCUCAAUAUCUGAACAUUCAUGUUGGUGAGUACCUAUUUCAAAUUAUUGCUUUUACAAAGUUCUUAGUACGUUGAAGGUUAUAGUAAUUACAAGAUGGUUAGAUGAUUGAGAAAGUACCUGAGUUUGGUUGUACCAAUAAUAGCAUUAAAUCUUGAAGGAUGCUCCAUCUCUAACCAAUCUCCCAAAAUCUCUCCCAGCCACUACUCCAUCUCCUUUUUAACCCCCAUUCAUCCCCUCCGUUUUCCUCACACCGCAAUUGCUUCCUUCUUCCUCCUCACCACACUACCACACACCCCUUCCACUUUUCCACAUCCACAGGAAGCAGGUUUCCCCCCGCCUCCUUCCUCUACCGCCAUGCCCUUCCUUCACUCUCCCGCUCUUCUUCUUCUUCUACUUUUCCUAUCUCUUCCUUUCUCAGUUCAAUCUCAGCUUUCUCUCGAUUAUUACCACAAGACUUGCCCCGAUUUUGCACAGAUCGUUCAUGACACUGUUGCUCGCAAGCAUGCUACUAGCCCUGUCACCGCCGCUGCAUCUAUGCGCCUUUUGUUCAGCGAUUGUUUGGUUGGAGGCUGCGAUGGCUCUGUUCUUGUUUCAUCCAAUGUCUUCAACCACGCCGAGCGCGAUGCUGAAGUCAACCGCGAUCUUCCUGGUGACGCCUUUGACGUCGUCACUCGAGCCAAGAUCACCUUAGAGCUCUCCUGCCCUGGGAUUGUCUCUUGCUCCGACGUGUUAGCGCAAGCGACUAGAGAUCUCAUCGCGGCCGCAGGCGGACCGUCGUACAAAGUUGAAUUAGGGCGAGAAGAUAGCCUCGUCUCCAAAGUUUCAGACGUGGAAGGUAACAUUCCGAAACCGAAUCAAUCAAUCGACGAGUUGAUCAAGCUAUACACAGCGAAAGGCUUCACGAUUCAAGAAAUGGUAGCGCUAUAUGGCGGACGCACGAUCGGAUUCUCAAAUUGCAAGGAAUUCAGCGACCGGCUGUUCAAUUUCAGCAAAAACACACCAACAGAUCCUGAGAUUAAUUCGAAAUACGCGGAGGCGUUGAAGAUGUCCUGCGCCGAUUACGAGAAGAAUCCAGCAAGUUCGGCGUACAGCGACCCUAUAACGCCAGGGAAGUUCGACAACGUAUACUACCAGAAUCUGCUGAGAGGAAUGGGACUGUUGGCGUCGGAUCACGCGCUGGUGAAUGAUCCAAGGACAAGGAAAUUCGUGGAGAUGUAUGCAGGAAACCAGGCAUUAUUCUUCAAGGAUUUUGGAGAGGCGAUGGAGAAGAUGAGCGUUCGAGAGGUGAAAACUGGCGGGAAAGGAGAAGUGAGGACAAGAUGCGAUGCUUUCAAUUCAAUCAACCACCAUUAGGCAUUAUGCCAUUUUGGCUUUUCCUAAAUAAGUCUUUAAGGGGAUUUUUUUUCGUUUUUUUUCUUUUUUCUUUUUUCUUUGUAAGAUUUAUUUGGAAAAACAUUGUAGAGAGUUUUAUUGAUGGAAGAGAGUGAGAGGAAGAGGAAUAUUUUUUUUGUAAUUGUGGUUAUUUCAUGUU